Exophiala aquamarina CBS 119918 is the source of this 789-nucleotide messenger RNA. RefSeq lists its product as uncharacterized. Lineage: Eukaryota; Fungi; Ascomycota; Eurotiomycetes; Chaetothyriales; Herpotrichiellaceae. Bases 57 to 398 code for a protein of 113 amino acids. The transcript is spliced from 2 exons. The record is from RefSeq and is a predicted model, not a curated record.
ACUGACAUUGUCCUUGUACCUCAGCCGAGCAAGACAGAUCCGAAUGAUCCGCUGGCAUGGCCGCGAUGGAAACGCUUGCUUGCCUAUUAUUCCAUCCUUGUGUUCUCUGGCAUGACCAAUUUUGGCAUCAGCGGCAUUUCACCUGGCUUUGGUCAGCUGGAGAAAGAGUUUGGGGCAUCCAUCGAUCAGCUGACCUAUUUGAUCUCUGUCACUGGGCUGGGGAUGGGGAUGGGAUGCUUCACUAUUACACCGUUGGCUGCCAAGUUAGGAAAACGACCGGUUUGGUUGGCCUGUAUGACAAUCAAUUUUGUGUGCAAUAUUUGGGCUGCUUCCGCCAAAAGCUAUCCUUCGUUGUUAGUAGCACGCUUUCUCGCCAGCUGGGGAGGUGGUGUCAGUGAGCCGUUGUCGCUUGCUACGCUCAAUGACCUUUUCUUGCUUCACGAGAGGGGAACGCAGAGCGGAGCGCAAGCACUUUCGCUGAGCAUCGGGAAUUCCCUAGCACCAAUCAUUAGUGGAUUUCUCAUCCAAUCGAGCGGCUGGCGCUCCUAUCAUUGGCUCGUUAGUAGGCUUUGUGGGCUCAACUGGCUUUUGAUAUUCUGUCUUUAUCCAGAAACAGACUACAGAAGGGACCUCCACUCGUCGAUUGAUGCGACUGGGAUCCACUCAAGCAUCGAGGCCGAGGGCAAUUGGACAUCUAAAGAUGGAGAUCGGAAGUCUAACAGAGUGGAGACUGAGAAUCCAAACAUCAAUCGACCUCAGGUUCCCAAGAAGCCUUACCUUGAGCAGUUA